UCUAAUACGUGGCGAGUAAUGAAGUGUUGUAUAUUGAUUCUUUAGCUGCAGAAAUGUGAUCCUGGGAAACCUGGAUCGCUGAGCCUACAGCCCGCGCGUCACUCUCCUGACAUCAGCACACAGCUUAAAUACCCGCAGCACCAAGCAGUGUAAACACAACCAGGCACACCUUCAUAUGGGCGCAUCGGGAGCCAAACACACUGCUGGACACAAGAGAGUCACUUCAAUGUGAUGCACUUUAUGCUUUCACUGAAAUAAGAUUUUCACCAUGUAGUAUUACAAUUAGUGAUUAUUUACUUGCUCUAUAUUUCCAGAGCAAGUUUUCUGAACAUUAGAGAAGGCUCCUGUACUUUAAUUCUUGUGCAUUAUUUGUUUUAAUGAUGAUUAACGACACACUUGCGUUUGGAGAACUGGACACUAAUGUUUCUGAGCCGCUGCCGCCUCUCUCUCUCAGCCAAAACUACAGUGGGGUCCCAGCGCUCCGACUGGAGUCAAAAUCUCUGGUCACCUCAGCCACGAUGUUCGCUGUGGGAGUCCUGGGGAACCUCAUCGCCAUAGUUGUGCUGUGCAUCUCCAAAAAGGAGCAGAAGGAAACAACUUUCUACACUCUGGUCUGCGGGAUGGCAAUCACCGACCUUUUGGGCACAUGCUUCACCAGCCCGGUGGUGAUCGCCACCUAUGUGGCCAGCCGCUGGCCUGGAGGAGCCCUGCUCUGCCACUUCUUCUCCUUCUCCAUGCUCUUCUUCGGCUCAGCCGGGAUGUCCAUCCUGUGCGCCAUGGCUGUGGAGCGAUACUUGGCCAUAAACCAUGCCUAUUUCUACUCCCAGCACAUAGACCGAACCAUGGCGCGCUUUGCACUCCUGGUCACCUACUUGGCCAACAUUGUACUGUGUAUUAUGCCCAGUUUUGGCUUCGGGCGGCAUGUCAAGCACUUUCCGGGUACUUGGUGCUUCCUGGACUGGAGGGCGAUGGAUCCACUCGGCGCCUGCUAUUCCUUCCUGUACGGCGGAGUGAUGCUGGUGCUGAUUGCAGUGACAGUUCUGUGUAAUUUGGCGGUGUGCAGGUCGCUGGUGGGGAUGAACCAGAGAGCAGGAAUAGUCAGGACGGAGCUGUGUGAGCAGGGAGGCUCACGUCGCCGCUUCCCUCGGCUGCCGUCGGUCACUUCUGCAGCGGAGAUCCAAAUGUUCUGGCUUCUGGUCUUCAUGACCAUCGUUUUCCUGGUCUGCUCCAUCCCCCUAGUGGUGCGAAUCUUCGUGAACCAACUUUAUGACCCUGCUUAUAUUUCUGCUGGGGGGCAGCCUGACUACCGGAGUGACCUGAUGGCAAUCCGCUUCGCCUCAUUCAACCCCAUUUUAGACCCCUGGGUGUACAUUCUGUGCCGGAAGAACCUGCUGCUAAAGGGCUGCGAGAAGCUGAAGAGGUUAGUGACCCGGGUUAAACAGGGCCGUAAGGACAACAUUGUCUGGGUGGGAGGUCAACACUCCCCUCCUUCUUUAAACAGCGACGACACCAGUUGUGCGUCAUUACGCACAGCCAGCCACAAAAACGACGUGGAACACCAGGUGUCCAUCAAGAUUGAAUCCUUUACAGACUUCGCAAUGAGACAAGCGUGGGACUACGACACCGCCCGGGUCAAUUUCCAUCCGUUCAGCGUCGAAUCCACCGCGAUCCUCGGGUGUGAGGAGGAGGUAGUGGCUGAUUCAAAACAGGAGGCGACCGCGAAAGCUUCUUCAGGACGCAGCGCCACGCCGCUGCUCUCUGCACACGUUAGAAGAGGAGACAUCGUCACCUGCACGUUCAGCACACCGAGUUCCUGUCACUCAGUGAAAUGCCUGUAAUAGACAGUUCAUAAUAACAUCACUUUAAAACAUCCCAGCAGAAGCAGCUACUUUAUGUCAGGUGCAAAGCAAACUUUUAAAAUUACACUUGGAGAAAACGCUGCCGGUGUUGAAAUUCACACUAUUAUCAGUGAAUUUAUCACUAGAUGGUUUUAAACCACCAAAGAGCCAUAUCUACUUCAUUGAUGAAAUACUUGACUCAGAACUUAGCAACUGACUGUGACUCAAAUUAACAUUUCAACACGAGCACUGGGUUAUCAUGCAUUUCUUGCACAUAAUUAAGUCCUCUGCAGAGAGGUGUCUAAGGAUAAAUACUCAGCACGUUUUUAAAAUUUUAACCAGAAUGUGUCUCCAUUUAGAUGAAGUCCAGAAAACCUGUGCCAGAAGUACACCAAGCUCCAAACAACUAGAGUUUUGUUCAGUUUGUAUAAUUGUUCACCUAUCUUAUAUGAUGUGGAGGUGGAUAAAAAAAGGGGGCGGGGUAGCAAUGGUUUGGGGGUCACUAGAGGGGCACACAUCCAAUUUGCAUCCUCUAGGAAAUUUAGCCAAUAGUUAAAUUAUAGAGGACUCUGCUGCUGAAAGUAAAUUAAGUCAGUUGUGAAAAUUUCCAAACAGGGAAAUUUAUACAAAAUAUCAUCAUACCCUACGGGUACAAAUAAAAAUGUGAAUGUAUGAAUCUGUAUGAAUCUUGAAAAUGUGCUAUUUGUGUAUUCAUACAAGGCAUCACUCAUGUGUUGAUAUUACACUGUAUUUCAUACUUUUUAUCUACUUGCUGCUAAUUUACUCUGUGCCAUUAAACAGUGUUGUAUGACACAGGGAAAACUGAAUGUAUAUCUUUUGUUAAAUCUUGUUUUAUAUUAUAAAUUUGCAUAUUAUGUUUUGAUAACUGUUGUUGUAAACCAGCAAAAGUGAACAUAUCACCUGUUAAAAAAAGAAGAAAAAAACAAGUGUUGCUGUGAGUUGUAUGACCUGUAGUGUUUGCUGGAUGUGUUGAUGGGUCUGUGCAGAGAAAUAAAAUGACACUGAA
Messenger RNA from Thunnus maccoyii (southern bluefin tuna), 2865 nucleotides. It is a transcript of the gene ptger4c, whose product is annotated as prostaglandin E receptor 4 (subtype EP4) c. NCBI's taxonomy places the organism in Eukaryota, Metazoa, Chordata, Actinopteri, Scombriformes, Scombridae. Gene Ontology annotation, molecular function: prostaglandin E receptor activity. Gene Ontology annotation, cellular component: plasma membrane. The record is from RefSeq and is a predicted model, not a curated record. The transcript is spliced from 2 exons. Bases 378 to 1838 code for a protein of 486 amino acids. Gene Ontology annotation, biological process: negative regulation of inflammatory response; cellular response to prostaglandin E stimulus; adenylate cyclase-activating G protein-coupled receptor signaling pathway.